Messenger RNA from Limulus polyphemus (Atlantic horseshoe crab), 949 nucleotides. Its product is annotated as N-acetylglucosamine-1-phosphotransferase subunits alpha/beta-like. The transcript is spliced from 4 exons. Gene Ontology annotation, molecular function: UDP-N-acetylglucosamine-lysosomal-enzyme N-acetylglucosaminephosphotransferase activity. The record is from RefSeq and is a predicted model, not a curated record. Gene Ontology annotation, biological process: N-glycan processing to lysosome; carbohydrate phosphorylation. The annotation marks the transcript as partial. Lineage: Eukaryota; Metazoa; Arthropoda; Merostomata; Xiphosura; Limulidae. Gene Ontology annotation, cellular component: Golgi apparatus.
GUAUCCAAAAGUUCUAGAACAACCAGGUUUCAAAAUGGCAGAACAUAUUUUUGCCAGCAAGAAUUUUUCCACAUCUGAUCUAUCCUUAGGACUGAAGGAGAACAUGGCCUACAUUCAGAAGCAGCUAGAUGAUGGUUAUCUAACAGAAAGGGGUUACUUAAAACAGAAAUCCAAACUGAUUCAGGAUUAUAUGGAAAGUUUAUCUCAUAUUGGUCAGCCUUCUCCAAGUUUGGCUGUAGCCAAGCAUGCCAAUCAGACAAUUGAAAGUCAUGGUUAUUUAAUCAGUGAUGUACAUAAAAGCUUUAAUAGUGAACAUACUGUGAUUAAAGAAAUUUAUCCAAAAUUUAAAUAUAAAACUAAAAAUCACUUAGGACAACCAACUGUUUCUAUGAACAAAGAAGAAGGAAGAGUACAGAAUGGAGUAAAAGUCCCUGAUGCUCAAAUGGUAGAACAGCAUAAAGAACUUCAAGAAAAUGAAGAUAUCAAAUUUCGAAGAUUGAUGGGAUUUGAAGAACCAGCCAUUAAAUUCCAUCAAGGAACGCUACCUUGGGAAAAGCUAAGAAUAUUUGAUUCCCUAGUUAAGCAAUUAGAAGUCAUCGAUCAUUUGUACAAGACAUCUUCAAGAAAGAGCCGAAGACUUUUAGACACUUUUGCUGAUUCUUUGCGGCAUGUGAAUAAGUUGUAUAAUGAUUUCUAUGGAAGUGAAACCAGAAAAGUUCCAGCUCACAUUGCUCAUUUAAUUGAUGUCGACAUAAUGAACAGCUUACAAGAAAGAACAUGGUCAGACAGGGAAAUUCGAACAGUCUUAACCCAUCUGUACAACCUGCCACUAGAAUAUGCCAAAAUUCAAGAAUUUGAGGCUAAUAUGGUCAACUGUAGCAAACAUUUAGCAACAGGAUAUAUUGAAAUCUCUACACCACCAUAUGAACGAUAUUUGGAUUCAAAGCUG